CAAAAUAAUAUACAUAACGAGUUUUUCGAAAAACAAGUAUUUUAUCGUACCUAUAAUUUGAAACCGUGAUGAGGCAACUUUGCUAAUUUAAGCCAAAAUUAUCUUUCGAUUACUUAAAUAUUACGUAUUCGAUCAUUGGUCAGUCUAUCAGUUGUAAUUUCGAAAAACUUGGUGUAAUCACACUGGAGCUCUGCUCAUUUUAACAGUAAAUAGAACAGACUAUUCCAUAUUACUAAAAAUAUCAGUGAUUUUUUGUCUUACUUUUUGUCAAAUAACCUGCAAGUAUGGCCCAAGCAGUGCUAGAAAGUUUUGUUCAACAGCCAAUUUUCCGCACAUAUUUGUUUUAUGUAGCUGUUUUAGGUAUAAAAAUGCUGCUCAUGUCUGUUCUAACAGCCAUACAAAGGUUCAAAAAUAAGGCAUUUGCAAACCCUGAAGAUGCCGAGCCUAGAAAGCUGAAAGUCAAGGUUAAUGAAGAUGUUGAGCGGGUGAGGAGGGCUCAUUUGAAUGACCUUGAAAACAUCCCAGUUUUCAUCAUAGUUUGCCUGGUGUAUCUUACAACAAACCCUUCAGCAAUUGUAGCAUCUGCCUUGAUUAGGGUUUUUACUGCUGCAAGAAUCCUUCACACACUAGUUUAUGCUGUUGUGGUAAUCCCUCAACCUGCUAGGGCCUUAGCCUGGAUUGCGGGAUACGUUAUAACUAUUUACAUGAGUAUUACAUCCAUUUUGCAUUAUUUGGCUUAGUGGAGUCAUAUUAUUUCUUUAAAUUUACUUUAAGUGUUAAAAAUGUUAUAAAUGAUAUGUAAUACUUUAUAAGUUGAUUGUGAACAUAAUUUUAAAUUUUUUUACUUUUUUCUAUAAAUUUUAUGGUUAUAAACUGCCGCUAUGAGUUAUUAAUCCCUAUAGUAUGGUCUAAGAGGAAUUUGGAUUAAAUACUUGAUAAAAUUGCUAAAAAGAAGUUAAUGUUAAUAUAGAAAUAGGUUCCUAGUUGUUAAUAUAAAAAUAUUUGGUAUUUAAAAUUUUUAAUAGAUUAAAUGCGAACUAUUUUUACUAUUGUUGAUACCGACUUGUAGGCUUGGUUUUGUGUAGAAUAAAUAUUUUAAAUUA
Anthonomus grandis grandis is the source of this 1103-nucleotide messenger RNA. It is a transcript of the gene Mgstl, whose product is annotated as microsomal glutathione S-transferase 1. Gene Ontology annotation, cellular component: membrane. The transcript is spliced from 3 exons. Lineage: Eukaryota; Metazoa; Arthropoda; Insecta; Coleoptera; Curculionidae. The coding region runs from base 285 to 740 and encodes 151 amino acids. The record is from RefSeq and is a predicted model, not a curated record.